AUGUUGAGCUCAUCAGUGGUUCAGAGCUCGGUUGCUCUAACACUCAUCCCUCUCGUUGUCGUUGGUUGUGUGAUCAGCUAUCUCGUGGGGGUAUAUCGCAAUUAUCGAAAGCUUAGUCACUUCAAAGGUCCCCCUCUGGCUGCCUUCACCAGCCUGUGGCUCGCUUCCCAGGCGCUCAAAGCGCGCACGUAUCUUGCCCAAAAAGAGGCUCUUAAACAAUAUGGGUCACCAGCACGGAUAGGUCCCAGGUUGCUGGUCACCGAUGAUCCGGAGCUUCUGAGACAUAUGAGUGCUCCUAGGUCCAAAUGGACGCGGAGUUCGUGGUACGAUGGCAUGAAGCUGGACCCCAGAGUGAACAACAUCUUCUCUGAGCGCGACGAACGGCGGCAUGCAGAUAUGAGAUCCAAAAUGAUUGGGGCAUAUUCUGGGAAAGAGGUCGACACUUUGGAGUCCGAUAUCGACGAGAAUCUUCAGAGAUUGCUAGAUUUGAUCAGACGGGAGUACAACGGCAAGCCCCUUGACAUGUCGCUUCUGGCAUCCUUUUUCACCCUCGAUGUGCUGAGCAAAAUCGCAUUUGGGGAUGCCUUUGGCUUCCUCGAAGCCAAUGAAGACCUCUACAACUUCAACAAGAUUGCAAGUCAAUUCUUCAAGGUGAUAGAAUUGAUCGUCAACCACGAAACUCUACGCAGAUUCAUCCAAAGCAAGCCGAUGCAGAAGCUCUUGGCCCCCAAAGGCACGGACGAAUUUGGUCAAGGCCGCAUUAUUGGGAUCGCGCAAAAGGCAGUCGCUGAACGAUAUCGCCCCGAUGCAAAGGUCAAAAGAGAUAUGCUUGGGCACUUUAUUGCAAAAGGGCUCAGUCAGACCCAGGCCGAGGCCGAGUCGCACCUGCAGAUCAUCGCCGGCUCCGAUUCGACGUCAUCGGCUCUGCGUAUAACGAUGAUGAUGUUGACCGGCAGCCCAGUGGCGUACCGGAAGCUCGUCGCCGAGAUCGACCAAGCCGUCGCGGACGGCAAGAUCUCCUAUCCGAUUGUCAGGUAUAGUGAGGCUGCCGAGCUCGAGUAUUUGUCGGCUUGCAUCUGGGAGGGUAUCAGACUGUUCCCACCUCUGUUUGGCCUUCAGAGCAAACUCGCUCCUCCCGAGGGCGAGACGAUCAAUGGGGUCUUCUACCCGCCGGGGACUGAAGUGGCCUUUUGCUGUGAAGGGGUUGGGCGGAGAACUGACAUCUUCGGAGAGGACGCAGACUUGUAUCGACCCGAUAGAUGGCUGCAUCCCGAUCCAGAAGUGAGGACCAAGUACUUGAGGACGGCGGAGCUGAUGUUCGGGAGCGGACGAUUCUCGUGUCUAGGCAAGAACAUUGCCCUGAUGGAGUUGCACAAGGCUUUCGUCGAGCUGCUUCGCAACUUCGAUUGGGCCCUCGUGGACCCAAUCAAGGGUGCUUCGACCGUCGCCCAUGGCAUCUGGGUGCAGGAGAACAUGAUGCUGGUUGCGACGCCCCGCCAGAUUCAAUAA
Fonsecaea erecta is the source of this 1509-nucleotide messenger RNA. RefSeq lists its product as hypothetical. Bases 1 to 1509 code for a protein of 502 amino acids. Gene Ontology annotation, molecular function: oxidoreductase activity, acting on paired donors, with incorporation or reduction of molecular oxygen; heme binding; iron ion binding. NCBI's taxonomy places the organism in Eukaryota, Fungi, Ascomycota, Eurotiomycetes, Chaetothyriales, Herpotrichiellaceae. The record is from RefSeq and is a predicted model, not a curated record. The transcript is spliced from 4 exons.